AUGCCGGCAAGUCUGGCGUGUCGCCCAAGGAAGAGUACUGCGGCGGUGCGUGCUGCAUUAGCCCCGAGUACCCGUGCUGCGGCGGCGACAAGUGCUGCAAGAAGGGCGGCUGCUGCCAGAAGAACGGCGUCUUCGUCUGCUGCAAGAGCUACUAGCUCCGCACCACCGUCGCCGCAAGCGCUGGGCUUUAGGCUCUCGGGCCUCGAGACUUUCGAGCCCGGCCUACUAACCUGUAGAAGGACGUGA
This is a messenger RNA of Closterium sp. Yama58-4, 246 nucleotides long. NCBI's taxonomy places the organism in Eukaryota, Viridiplantae, Streptophyta, Zygnematophyceae, Desmidiales, Closteriaceae. The record is from the annotation of a GenBank genome assembly.